This is a messenger RNA of Purpureocillium takamizusanense, 1215 nucleotides long. RefSeq lists its product as uncharacterized. The record is from RefSeq and is a predicted model, not a curated record. Lineage: Eukaryota; Fungi; Ascomycota; Sordariomycetes; Hypocreales; Ophiocordycipitaceae. Gene Ontology annotation, biological process: regulation of DNA-templated transcription. Gene Ontology annotation, molecular function: zinc ion binding; DNA-binding transcription factor activity, RNA polymerase II-specific. The coding region runs from base 1 to 1215 and encodes 404 amino acids. The transcript has 2 exons.
AUGUCGCCAACGCGCACGCAGCGAUCGACGCCAUCGCGGAAAAAGUCAUGCCUGCAAUGUGCCAAGUCCAAGGUCCGGUGCGGCCUGCAGCGCCCGUCGUGCCAGCGCUGCGUCGCCUCGAAGCGCCGCUGCACCUAUGCCAGCGCAGCGCCACCGUCGCCAGCGAUCCAAGCAGCCGCGCCGGCGAGCAUCGCUACCCCUGCGUCACUGUCCACGGCAUUCACCGAGCCGACUGGUGCGACGGUGGCUCCCGGGAGAGGCUGGCCGCCGCCGACUCCGCCAUCUCUUUCCCAGAAUCAAGCCCGGGCCUGCGACGCCAAAACCCUCAACUUUGACGUCCUUGACCUCGUCCCCCUAGCUGGCGCCGACCAGAUCCGCGACCGCUGGCUACGCCCGUUUCUAGCCCUUGCCGGCGAACAUGAGGUGCCCAAGGCAUUUCAUCCUUACACGCUGCAGUACAUAACCUGCGUGCUGCGUACGUAUUCGAAGCAGAUGGGCAGCGAUGGCGUGCCUCCCUUCAUUCAUCCCAUGCAGAUGACCACUGGGCACGUCGCGUUGGCAAACUGCUAUAGCCUGGCCCGGCUGUGGCAUCACCACGCCGCAGGCAGCGAGACGAUCGUCGCAGACACGAUACAGCGAGAGAUGGACCGGUUGGCACAUGAACGCACCACCAGCGACGUUGAGCAACUGGCUGCAUUCCAAGCCUACCUCACCUACUGCAUCAUGUCCUACUUCUUUCCCAUCCCCGGGCGGCCGCUCGUCACCGACACAACCAUGGUGACCCUCCAGGAGAUGGCGUUUUGCGCGGCACAAGGCGGCCUCGUGUCGCACGCGGAACUGGCUGGAUCGCGACCGACCUGGGAGUCCUGGAUCGUCGCGUCGGCCAAGCGCAGGGCCAUGUUCGCCUUUUACCUUUUCAGCAGCGUCUACAACGAGGACAACAACGUUCCCAACUUCCCUGCAGAGGAGCUGCGCGGCGUCUUCGCGCCGGACGCGAAGCUAGUAUGGGAGGCGCGGGCCCGCGGCGUGUGGGAGCGCGAGUACGCCCGGCACCUGGCGCUGUGGCCAGACGGGCCGCUUAAGAUCUCGGAGCUGUGGCGGUCGCCAGAGACGGGGUCGGAGCGGCAGAGGGAGAGGAUCGAUCGUUGGGUUCAAGCGGCGGACGAGUUCGGCAUGAUGCUCUUUGCUGUCUGCGUUCACUUGCAUGGGUACUGA